Molecule: messenger RNA, 2348 nt
Organism: Tigriopus californicus
Lineage: Eukaryota; Metazoa; Arthropoda; Copepoda; Harpacticoida; Harpacticidae
Gene: Cpr
Product: NADPH--cytochrome P450 reductase-like
Biological process (GO): response to hormone
Cellular component (GO): cytosol
Molecular function (GO): FMN binding; flavin adenine dinucleotide binding; NADPH-hemoprotein reductase activity
Source: RefSeq, a predicted model, not a curated record
CAUCUCGUUAUCCUCGCUUUCAUUCGGCGAGAGGUCUUCAUCAGUUCACUCUCUUGACUUGGGUCCCAGCCUUUCAAUUCAACAUGGGUCGCUUCCAAGAUCUCUCCAUAACAUUAUGGAGUAUCUUUCUAUUUAGCUCUUUGUUGUGUUGGACCCAGGUGAAUGGGACAGAGGAGACCACGCCUCCAGAGGCGGAACAGCCCGAGGACGAACCGCUGCUGGGUUAUCUGGACUACUUUCUAUUAUUGGUAUUGGGCUUGGCGGGAUAUUACUGGUAUAGCAAUCGUGAAUCCCAAGUGGAAACGCCUAUUCCGUCUUAUGUGAUCACGCCCUCCACAAUGCCCGCGGGUGAAACCGGGGAUAAGGGCUUCUUAUCGAAGAUGAAGAGUUCGAAACGGCGAUUAGUGGUCUUCUACGGGUCACAAACGGGCACGGCUGAGGAGUUUGCCGGUCGUUUGGCCAAGGAAGGUGCCCGUUAUGGCCUCAAAGGCAUUGUGGCUGACCCUGAAGAGUGUGAUAUGGAGGACUUGACCGCCAUUAAAGCGUUGGAGGAAGACCUGGAGGGUCCCACUUUAGCCGUGUUCAUGAUGGCUACCUAUGGUGAAGGCGAUCCCACGGACAAUGCUCAAGAGCUUUUCGACUGGCUCAAAGGAGGAAGUGGCGAUGUCGAAGGUCUGAACUUCUCCGUCUUUGCAUUGGGCAACAAAACGUACGAGCAUUUCAAUGCUAUGGGUAUCUUCGUGGACAAGCAAUUGGAGAAGCAGGGUGGACAACGGAUAUUCAAACUAGGGCUCGGCGAUGAUGAUUCGAAUCUAGAGGAUGAUUUCAUCACAUGGAAAGAAGGAUUUUGGCAAGCAGUAUGCGAAAAAUUCAACAUUGAAGCCAGCGCUGAAGACUUUAACAUGCGUCAAUACGAAGAGAAGGUUCUGGCGGAGGGCGAUUACAAUCCGGAGAAGCUUUAUACCGGUGAGCCUGCUCGAUUGCGCUCUUAUAUUACACAAAGAGCGCCUUUCGAUGUCAAGAAUCCAUACUUGGCUCCUAUUCGGGUGAAUCGAAAUACUCACUCUGACAAAUCGGAUCGUUACUGUAUGCAUAUCGAAUUGGACAUCAAGGAUUCUCGUAUCCGCUAUGAUGCCGGAGACCACGUGGCCAUCUAUCCCAAGAAUAACGAAGAACUGGUCAAUCGCUUGGGAGAGCUCAUGGGUGUCGAUUUGGACACCGUGUUCACCAUGACCAAUUUAGAUGAAGACUCCACCAAGAAGCAUCCUUUCCCUUGUCCAACAACUUAUCGAACAGCUUUGACGUACUAUGUGGACAUCACGGCACUGCCCCGCACGCAUAUCAUGAAAGAGUUAGCCGAAUAUUGCUCCGACACCGCAGAAAAAGAGCGUCUCCUCCUGAUGUCCACCACAUCUCUCGAAGGUAAAGACCUCUACCAUAACUGGGUUGUUGAAUCAUGUCGCCACAUCACCCACAUUCUCGAGGACAUGCCCUCAUGCAAGCCCAAAAUCGAUCACAUUAUGGAGCUCUUGCCUCGACUCCAACCCCGGUUCUAUUCGAUUUCCUCCUCGUCCCGAGUUCAUAACGACUCCAUUCAUGUGACCGGUGUAGUCGUGGAAUACUCCACCAAAACGGGUCGUCUCAAUAAGGGUGUGGCUACCACCUGGCUAAAACCCAUGGUCCCUAACGAAGGUGAAGAGUACAAGGUUCCCAUUUAUGUGCGUCGAUCCCAAUUCCGGCUUCCAAAUCGUCCACAAACCCCGAUCAUUAUGAUCGGACCUGGUACGGGUUUGGCCCCUUUCCGAGGAUUCAUUCAAGAGCGGGCGUGGCAAAAGGAUCAGGGCAAACCUGUGGGGGAGACUCACUUGUACUUUGGUUGUCGCAAUAAGGACAUCGAUUUCAUCUAUCGGGAUGAAUUGACCAAGUUUGAGCAAGAUGGCGUGAUCCAACUCCAUACCGCUUUCUCCAGAGAUCAGGAACAAAAGAUUUAUGUGAGCCACCGUUUGCGUGAAAACGCCCAGAAGGUUUGGAACCUGAUUGGGGAUCAGGGCGCUCAUUUGUAUGUGUGUGGAGAUGCCAAAAUGAUGGCCAAAGACGUGCACAAUAUCAUCACAGAAAUCUGUGAGAAAGAAGGGAACAUGAGCCAUGAGGAGGCUGUGGCUUAUGUGAAAAAGAUGGAACAACAGAAACGAUAUUCAGCCGAUGUUUGGAGCUAAAAUCCGACUUCCCAUGAACCUCUGGUAUCGCAACUUCAUUUUGAGCAGUGCCUUGUGAUGGUCAUUCAUGGUGCUCUGUCUUAGAUUAUAUACCUUUCUGACAUUUAGAUAAUAAAAGAUAUAUGAUUUCUA